Scatophagus argus is the source of this 4833-nucleotide messenger RNA. Its product is annotated as sodium-dependent neutral amino acid transporter SLC6A17-like. Gene Ontology annotation, cellular component: plasma membrane; synaptic vesicle. Lineage: Eukaryota; Metazoa; Chordata; Actinopteri; Scatophagidae. The record is from RefSeq and is a predicted model, not a curated record. Gene Ontology annotation, biological process: alanine transport; sodium ion transmembrane transport; L-leucine transport. The transcript has 12 exons. The coding region runs from base 288 to 2516 and encodes 742 amino acids.
UCAGUCAGUACCACACCGACGUACAAGUGCUGCUCAGCGGACGUAUUCAUGCAUCUCCACAGAUUUUCUCCGACUUCUGCGUUCAUCAUAAACUCCGGGUGUUGUUGAUCGCCGUUAAAGACUCACGGACUGAGACCCACAACUGAAAUCCGUCUUCAGCACCUCCCCUAAAGCUGCAUCCGUCAUCUCUUCUCCACUAUCUGCCUGUAUCACUUCUCCCUGUUUCUACCAGCCUCUGUCUCGCUCUCUCUCUUUCUCUCUCCACCCCCACCCCCUUCCCGACCCCGAUGCCUAAGAACAGCAAGGUGACGCAGCGCGAGCAGAGCCAUGAGCACGUCACAGAGUCGGUGGCUGACCUGCUCGCACAUGAGGAGCCACUUGACUACAAGAGCAGCGCUCUGAAUGUCGGAGGGGCCGCCGGGAAGAAAGUCCCACAGAUAGAGGUGCCUGAAAAUGAUGGACGCCCUGCCUGGAACAGCAAACUGCAGUACAUCCUGGCCCAGGUGGGCUUCUCUGUGGGCCUGGGGAACGUGUGGCGCUUCCCUUACCUGUGCCAAAAGAACGGAGGAGGUGCCUAUCUGGUUCCCUACUUUAUCCUCCUCCUCAUCAUUGGCAUCCCGCUCUUCUUCUUGGAGUUGGCUGUGGGUCAGAAGAUCCGACGUGGGAGCAUCGGGGUUUGGAACUACGUCUGUCCCAGUCUGGGCGGGAUAGGGAUGUCCAGUUUGAUGGUGUGUGGCUUUGUGGGCCUCUAUUAUAAUGUGAUCAUCGGCUGGAGCAUCUUCUAUUUCUUCCAGUCCUUCCAGUAUCCUCUUCCAUGGAGUGACUGUCCAAUCAGAAAGAAUGGGACACUUGCCAUUGUGGAGCCAGAAUGUGAGAAAAGCUCAGCCACGACCUAUUUCUGGUACCGUCAGACUCUGAACACCACCAGCACCAUCGCAGAGAGCGGAGGUCUCAACAUCAAAAUGACCCUGUCUCUGCUGGUGGCCUGGAUUAUCGUCUGCCUCGCUGUCAUCAAAGGAAUCGCCUCGUCUGGGAAGGUGAUGUACUUCAGCUCUCUUUUCCCCUAUGUGGUGCUGUUCUGUUUCCUGGUUCGGGGUUUAAUGCUGAAGGGAUCAGUGGAUGGUAUCGCUCACAUGUUUACUCCUAAGUUGGAGAUAAUGCUGGAGCCCCAGGUGUGGAGGGAGGCAGCCACCCAGGUCUUCUUUGCCCUGGGUCUGGGGUUUGGAGGUGUCAUAGCAUUCUCCAGUUACAAUAAGAUAGAUAACAACUGUCACUUUGAUGCCGUGCUCGUCUCUAUCAUCAACUUCCUCACUUCUAUCCUGGCCACACUGGUAGUGUUUGCUGUGCUGGGCUUCAAGGCCAACAUCAUGAAUGAAAAAUGUGUCAUAGAGAAUGCAGAAAAGAUCCUGGGAUACCUCAGCUCUAACGUCCUGAGUCACGAUCUCAUCCCUCCACAUGUGAACUUCUCCCAUCUCACUACAUCAGACUACGCUGAGAUGUAUGGCGUCAUCAAGACGGUGAAAGAGGGCAGCUUCGGCCAGCUGGGUCUAGAGCCAUGUCUCCUGGAGGACGAGCUCAACAAGGCCGUCCAGGGCACAGGCUUGGCCUUCAUUGCCUUCACAGAAGCCAUGACACAUUUCCCAGCAUCUCCGUUCUGGUCGGUCAUGUUCUUCUUCAUGCUCAUCAACCUUGGACUGGGCAGCAUGAUUGGCACCAUGACCGGCAUCACCACACCUGUCCUUGAUGCCUACAAGGUCCAGAAGGAACUUUUGACAGUGGGUUGCUGCAUUGUAGCCUUCUUCUGUGGCCUGUUGUUCGUCCAGCGCUCAGGGAAUUAUUUUGUCACCAUGUUUGAUGAUUACUCUGCUGGACUGCCUCUCACUGUGGUGGUCAUCCUGGAAAAUCUGUCUGUCGCUUGGAUUUACGGCACGAAAAGAUUCAUGCAGGAUCUGGAAGACAUGUUGGGUUUCCGACCAUAUAAAAUCUACUUCUACCUGUGGAAGUACGUCUCUCCUCUGUUUCUCAUCAUACUCAUCUCAGCAACUGUCAUAGAGAUGGCCAUCAGCCCACCGGGUUACAAUGCCUGGGUCCAAGAGCUGGCUCAGGAACGAUUUCAGAGCUACCCUCCCUGGGCACUGGCCAUGUGCUUCACCCUCAUCAUAGUGGCCAUGCUUCCUCUCCCCAUUGUCUUCAUCGCCCGUCGCUUCAACCUGAUGUCAGAUGGCUCCAACAAACUGUCUGUCUCCUACCGUAAAACCAUGAUGAAGGACAUGUCCAACCUGGAGGAGCAGGACGAGGCCAGAUUCAUCCUUGGCGCUAAACCCGGCGAGAUGCCAUCAUCAGCGCCAGCACGAAAAGCCUACCUGACUCCAGGUCUGAAUAAACCUCUGGACCCCAACUCCCUGUCUCCAAACAGCUGCUAUGGGACGAGCUACCAGAACGCUGCCAUCAGCCCCACCACACCGACCACGCCGUCUACACCGAACACACCAACCACACCAGAGUCUGACUCUUGACUGCUGUCCAAGCACAGUUUCAUCCAUGAAGUCUCCACAGGAGGUCACUGCAGCACAGAGAAUCCCCACCACUCCUCUACGAACAACACAAAACUGCAUGUAGCAAUUUAUUUGAACACAGCACUUCACAAAAUAACACCAAGGAACCAGACGCAGCAGGACAAAAAGCAUUCACUCUUUAAUAGUAGAUCAAACACUGAAACCAGGUUCAGAUUGACAGUGGCACACUGUACAUCUGUAUCUCUGCUAUGUUUAAUAUCACCCCCACACACACACCCACACACACACUCACAUACAGAGUUAAAUGCACAGUGCAGAACUGAAAGAAUGAAUGUAGAGGAGCAGCUGUGGUCCUGCCGAAUGAACUGGCUUUCAGCAGUAUACUGGUACAGAACGUCAAGAUGAAUGUUAAUCCAAAUACUUUAAGUUUUAAAGCCUGUCAGUGUUAGCAUUGCUCCCCUCCAUAAUGGAACUGUGUGUUAAAGCCAUACAGUCUAACACAAAAGAAGUUAUGUUCUACUUGGUCUUAUUCAGUGAUUUUGGUGAGUACACACACUAGGUCUGUGUAUGGUAAACUAUACUUAAGGCUGCUCUAAAGACAUUCAUUUAUGUUUUAUUCUCUUCUGUUAUCUGUUUUCUGCUGUGUUUAUGUUCACUCUGUCGUAAUCCCAUGGUGGCAGCACCUGUGACACAUGCACACACUGUAACAUGUGAAAGUCACUUAUUUCAGUUUCUCUACCAAAGACUAAAAAGUAGAUAACAAAACACUUGAAAUCCACUUAUUACGUAAUAACAGACGGGAUAUGCUGAAUUGAAAGUAAGCUACAAAGAGCCUCUUUUAAAUCUUCAGUCGCAGUAAGCACAGCUCGUUGAUGUGACGUUUGACUUUCUUUCUACAAAAGCACAAAAGAAAUUUCACACAAUCAUGGUGCACAAGUUAUUUAUUUACCUACUAACCCUAACUGCUAACCUGUUGUUUUGAACAUUUAUGCACAUUUGGAUUUAAAUUAAUUGUUGGCUUCAAAUAUGCCACACACAAUGAAUAAGCAACAUAUUCUAGCAAAAAGCAGUAUUCCCUAUGAACCACAAACAUAAUGAACAAGAAAUGCUAAAAUCAGCUAUGGCCCAAAGGAUUCAGGAACAAGAAUCCAGUUUCUGGAAUAUUAAACUCAUCAGCUAACUUCCUACAUACACGCACAGGCAAAAACAUGCAUGCACAACAUGCUCAAAUGCACACAUGCACACUUUGUUCUGUAUAUUUGUGGAAUAAUAAACCUCUGGAAGUGUUAUUGAAGCAGUCAAUAACACUAACUUAGUCAUGUCCUAUCAAAUUUACUUUGUGGGACAUAUUUUGUCGAACCUGUUUCAUUUUUGUACACACUGAUUAUGAACAGUUGUGCAAAACUGUCUUCAGGUUCACAUUCAACAUCCUGUUACAUGGAGGAGAUUACCUUUAUUUAUUAUUUUUUUAAUCACAAUAUUCAAAGCCAUGGUGUUAAGGGUUAAAUGGACUAUAUUUAUAUUCCUGUAUAUUUGCAGUGUAUGUAGGUGUGAGUAACAACAAAGAUUUAUCUUUUAAAAGUGACCAGUAUAGAUAUACUGUAUAUUUUCUUCUUGUGUGAUGCUUAUUUAAAAUUGUAUAUUUAAAGACUUAUCUAUUUUGUAGUUUGUGUAUCCAGUUCUCGUUGUGAGAGGUGGAGGUGACGUGUGUGAUGUGAUGUGUAGUCUUACAUGGGCAGCAGCUGGUUCUUGUGUUCAUCAGAGCUGUGUGUUCUGCUGGCUGCACCUGGUGUUAGAAAACAUCCACUCACCUGUCUCCACUUUAGGUUUACUGGUCUAAUUGUUUGUAGCCACGCUAGCACCACCUGCGUUUUCCACUUAUAGUUUACCAUGAAUCCAUUGGCUUCUCAUUAGAAUGUUAGGAAGAUUAACAUACUAACAACAUUUUAAAUAUUAUGUGGAAUGUCAGUCCUGAUACAUCCAAUGGUUACGUUAGCUUGUUAGCAUGUUAUCAUGUUAUCAUGAUGCAUGUCUGUAAAGAUGUUAAUGAGCUUUCAGCUGAAAUUAAGCGUUCAAUUGAUUGCAGAAUGUGAAAAACAAUGCAAGAAAAAAAUGUGAGUCUCGGUUAUCCCCCUUCUAGCCUUGUGAUCAUUUAAAUAACCUUAAAUGAACAACAUUUACAGUGGAAUUUGGUGCUGUUUAUUAAUAAUUCAAAUCAGACACAAAGAAACUGUGUAGAGGCUAUCUCCUUUUAAAUUAGCUUCGUUAAAUCUUUUUGUGUUUAUUUGAUAGAACAGGCAGUGUAUUUGCCUUUAUA